Molecule: messenger RNA, 1392 nt
Organism: Linum tenue
Lineage: Eukaryota; Viridiplantae; Streptophyta; Magnoliopsida; Malpighiales; Linaceae
Source: the annotation of a GenBank genome assembly
AUGGGGUUUGUGGACAACAUGAUGCAAGCGAAAUCGACGAAAGUGGUUUCAUCUUCCGGCAGCAGUGCUUCCCGCGGUGGCGGCAGUGGUCAUGACGAUGGUGAUGGUGGUGGUGGUGGUCGGGGUAAGUUUAAGCCGCCGAGGGUUUGGUGUGUUAGGCAUUACCCCCCAAAUUGUGGGCCUUGUAGUCGUUCUAGACCAGAUGGGUCAGCAGCAGUCUCUAGUCUUAGCAAUGGAGAUGAUGACUCCGGUUUUGGACUUUCUGCAACUAAUGUGGAAGCUCUGGAUUUAGAACCAGAUAGUAACUUGGGAGUUUCUAGUUCUAGUGUUAUAAAUCCAGUGCGCUUGGAGAGCUGCACCAGUGUUGUUCCUGAUGAUUGUUGUGGUUUCAUUGGACAUCCUGUGGCUAAGAUCGAAUCCCGUGAUUUAAGAGUGUCUGAAAAUUUGUAUGAGACAGAUAUUCUUGGGGAAAUGGAUACUGUCAAGUCAGAGUUAAAGAGUCCAGCAGUGUCACCUGACUAUACGAAUGGAUGCUUAGCAGAUAUGCCGGAAUCUGUUGGGGCAGGUCUGAAAGCAAUGUCCCAGAACAGAAGCAAUGUUAAGGUUCACGUGAAAUAUUCUAGUGAGAAAGCAACGAAGAGUGGUGAUGAAGUCGAAAUUUGUUCUGGGAAUGUUGCAAGGGUUGAUCAAGAAUGUGGACCUGAUAGAGGCAUUAGGUCACAUUAUCAGAUUGGGGAAAAGUCUAAGGUAGUCCAUAAGUCUGAUAACAAAGGAGAACUGAAGGGGCUCUUGCAGGCAGAAUCUGUUGUUUGUAAGGCAAAGGUUGCUGCCGAAAGACACAGCAAAAAGCUUACUGUCUCUGAGGAGUUUGUUGGUCUCAAUGUUGCAUCAGAAAGGGCGGUGGUGGUAGGUCUUAUGGCCUCGACUGCCAAUUCUUUGAUCAAGACUCAAGCCGGUAUCGAUUGUAUGCAACAAGGUCAAGAUUUGUUAGCAGUAAGCAUUGUAGCAUCAGGUGGAUAUGAGGAUAACUUAGAUAGCUCAGAUAUAUUAGAUUACACAGGUCAUGGUGGAAAGACUAAAGAUAAGGAAGCUGAAGAUCAGAAGCUUGAAAAAGAUAACGAGGCCGAACGAAAGGCACUAAUGAUUGAGUAUCUGUUUGAUAUCGGUGGGCAUAGUGAUGAAGAAGAUGCGCAGGACUCUAACUUCACAAUUGAUGCUGCAGAGUUUGGUAAUGUGGGGAGGUUCAUCAACCAUAGUUGCUCCCCUAAUCUUUAUGCCCAGAAUGUGCUCUAUGAUCAUGGGAAUCGGAAGAUUCCUCAUAUAAUGUUCUUUGCUGCUGAGAACAUUCCCUCCUUUGAGAGAGUUGACUUACCACUACAAACUAUCAGAUAG